Eleginops maclovinus (Patagonian blennie) is the source of this 1676-nucleotide messenger RNA. RefSeq names its product signal-regulatory protein beta-2-like. Bases 92 to 1081 code for a protein of 329 amino acids. The record is from RefSeq and is a predicted model, not a curated record. Lineage: Eukaryota; Metazoa; Chordata; Actinopteri; Perciformes; Eleginopidae. The transcript is spliced from 6 exons. Gene Ontology annotation, biological process: response to bacterium.
GUUCUGAAUGUGUUAAGUCUGAUGUUGCUUCCAUUAAGUCACGUCAGAACUGCUGCUGAGAAGAGGCUGGACGCAGAUACAGAACACGAUCAUGAUCCUGAACUUUGUGAAGGUUUUCCUGCUCUGGCCUUUAUGUGUGGCACAGACAAGUGACAUUUCUCAGCCGGUCCCUUUCCAAAUGGUGAAGAUUGGAGACUCGGCUACUAUUGAAUGUCACAUAAAAGGUAUUAUUAAAAAAAUAGUUUGGUAUAAAUACACGUUAGGGAAGAGACUACAGCUCCUGGUAGCAUAUAAUGUUAAAUAUAAUUUCAGUGGAUUUUCAGAGGAAUUUCCUCAGCAUUAUUCAGUCAAAUUUAACGGAACCAACAGCCACCUGAGCAUAUCUGCAACAACAUGGAAAGACGUUGGAACAUACUUCUGUGGAGUCGUGCACUUAAACGAAAUCCAAUUUGGAUCGGGAACCUUUUUGAUGCUGAAAGGUGCACAUAUGAUCAGUGAGUCUGUCAUCCAGCAGCCAGAGUCAAACUCAGUCCAGCCAGGAGACUCUGUGUCUCUCAGCUGCUCACACACAGGAUACUGUGCAGCAGAACAGAGCAUUGUCACGUGGCUGAAAAACUCUCGGCACUCUGCUCCAGAAAUGAUUUACUUCUCUAGAAAUGGGAUCUGCCAGAAGAAAGACAGUGGAAAAACCACCUGCGUGUAUGGCCUUCUCCUGAGGAACUUCAGCUCUGAAGAUGCUGCAACCUACUACUGUGUUGUGACUUCCUGUGGACAGACGCUGUUCGGGAGUGGGACCAGAAUUUAUAUUCAAGGCAAAACUUUCGAAUCACAACUUAAUCCGACCACUAUUGCCCUGGGGCUAUCAAACAUCGCUCUUGGGAUUAUGACAGUCAUCCUCGUGUACACACUUUGCAGGAGGAGAGGUUCCACAGCAUCAACUGAUGGGUCGUCAGAAGGCCAUCAGACUAGUGAUGUAGUCACCUAUACAGACCCUAUAAGCCUGCCCCGCAGACAACCUGCAGUGAGAUACUGCAAAGGUUCUGUCCUUUAUUCUGAAGUCAGAAACUGUCAACCAAACUGAAAAGAUUCAUCUUAAGAAAGUGGACAACAAGGAAGAAUGAAGACUGAUGGAGCAUGAAUGGAUACAUCCAUGUCCUAUCCGAGUCGGCAGCAGACCUAAUCCAUGGAUGGGCAUUUGAUUUGCGGGGUCAGGCCCAAAGUAAAAAUAAUGGUGUUCUGACGUGAAAACAACAACAAAGUAUUUUCCUAUUUAAGAAAUGACAACGCAAAUUUCCCGGGGCAUUGUAGAUGUGUUGACGGCCCGACAGAGCGAGAUAGUGGGGACAACAGAACAAUUCAAGCCUGGAAUUUCCGUAGGUUUUUUAUUUUGAUAAAAAAGCUCUAUAUUGAUGCAUUUUUUAAUGCGUUCUGGCUACUGAUUUACAUGCAAAGAACACGUCUCGAUCAAGAGUAAAUGUAUAAAAUUACAGCUGACACACAUGUAUAUUUUGAGGAUUAAAUAUGAAUUGUGAUGUAAAAUUAUUCACGCUUUGCCAUAUCUCCUCUUCUGCCUGUGUCGCCCAGGGCUGACUAUUCUGUGGAUUGAUGUAACAUACUGUAUAUUGUACUGCCAGUGCACUAUAACACAAAUGUAACAUGGAAAUAAUAAACAUAUA